AAUUCAGUCGGCAACGGUGGUCGGAACUCCGUUCGGACUAUUAUGUAAGAUUAGGCAAUCUGCGAACACACAUCCAUCCAUCCACUUACAUACUCGCCCAACUCCCCCACUUGGCGGCUGAUUCUAUUUGGCAAGUUGCACUUGAGUGAUUUUUCGGGCUUCCAAAAAACGGAAAACCAACAAACCUUUUGAACAGCUAUACGUGCAAUAUGUAAAGCGGCCCAAAUGACGUAGCCGCGAAAACCCGACAAAAGCUGCCAACCAAAGAUCGCGCAAUAUCCAAAACCAUUAUCGAAAGUGAGACCGAGACAAAACCCUCCAAAAGAAAUCCGAACCGUUUUGUAGCGUUUUGAGACCGAACAUCGGAUCCGGAUCGUCAACUUUUAUGGCCAACGUCGCGAGGAUUUGCUAAACACCCUGAAAUGGGCCAAGUUGUUCGGUGUCAGUUGGUCAAAGUGCGUGCCGAGCUGUGAACUGUGACCCGUGAUUCGCGUUUGUGGGUGUGAGAAAACCGCGUUGGAAAAUCCAAAAUUCGUUGAGCAGGUCAGUGAUUAAACUGAUCUGGAACUAAGAGGUUAAGAGAUUUAAAGUCUAAGGAGUAUUUACAAGAGAGCUGCCAGUCGGGUGACGGACAUGAAGAUGUGCAGAUUGCCCAAGCGAACGCGGCUGCUCCAGUCGGUUGUUCUGAUGAUGCUGCUCGUGGAGUUGCAGCAGCCCAUCAGUGGAUUGGAACAGAGUACGGACUAUUCGGUGGUUAGCAAGACUGCUGGAGUGGCAACCACCACUUCUGCACCACCCACUCUAGUGCCACCACUGCGAAUUUUCAAAGGUCGCAUUCAGACAACAACUCCUUCCACUAGAAGUACUUCUGGUACUCGCCCCUUGGCCACUGGCGCUGAAGCGCAACAGGAAUUGGUUGGGAUCUCCUCAAAAUCAUAUAUUUCCGGACCCACCACACAGCCCUCGAAGUUGUCAAAAAGAGCUGGACUGGCAGGACCCAAGAAAUUUCCCAAGGAUGUGCGCAAUCGCAGCAGUAACGCACUGGAGCGCAACAAGCUGCAGCAUGAAGUUCCCGAUCACGUGCCUGACUCCUCUGGCUACAUACCCCAUCGAAUUGGUCAUCCUGUGCAUUUGGAUUAUGGACCUACGGGAGUGGAUUCAAGUGGUGCUCCCACUGGUAGCGGUGGCUAUCAUGCGGUGCCCUAUGAGAACAGCAAGUGGCAGGAGGAAUACUGGGAUCAGGAGUAUGCAGGACAUCAACACAAUGGAACCAGAGUUCAACAUAUCGAAGCGGAGUGUCAGGAUGACUAUAUGAAAAUACGCAUUGGAUUCAAUGGCUCCUUUAGUGGAUUACUGUAUUCAGCUGGAUAUGCCUAUGAUCCGGAUUGCAUGUACAUCAAUGGGUCUGGCAGGGACUACUACGAGUUCUAUAUCCAGUUGAAUCGCUGUGGUACUUUGGGGAAAAAUUCUCUGCAAGAGGAAAGUCGCAAGAAUCCCACGAAUUUUAUGUGGAACACGGUAACUGUUCAAUAUAACCCCUUGAUUGAAGAGGAGUACGAUGAACACUUUAAGGUCACCUGCGAGUAUGGCUAUGACUUCUGGAAAACCGUGACCUUUCCCUUUCUAGAUGUGGAAGUGGCAACUGGCAAUCCUGUGGUCUUCACUUUAAGUCCGCCCGAGUGCUACAUGGAGAUCCAAAAUGGUUAUGGCAUUGGAGGUCCAAGGGUAACAGGUCCAGUGCGUGUGGGCGAUCCGCUGACCUUGAUCAUCUAUAUGAGGAGCAAAUAUGACGGCUUCGACAUAGUGGUCAACGAUUGUUAUGCCCACAAUGGCGCCAACAAGCGGAUACAGCUCAUCGAUCAGCACGGCUGUCCGGUGGAUGACAAGCUCAUCUCACGCUUCAGGGGCUCCUGGUCGGAUUCUGGAGUGUACGAGACCCAGGUGUAUGCGUACAUGAAGACCUUCCGCUUCACUGGAUCCCCAGCGCUCUAUAUCGAGUGCGAUGUGCGGAUGUGCCAUGGACGGUGUCCAAGCCAACCGUGUCACUGGAGGAAUCUGAAAGCAGUGACCAAGCGCGAUACCUCCAACAUGACAGCCACGAACAUCUCGAUUCCUCCAUUGUCAGCCGAUGGAGAGGGACUGACCACAGAGAGCCCGCCAGCCAAUUCCCUAUCCGAAAAUGUGAACCUUUUCCAGUCCCUGCGUGUUCUGCAAGAGGGUGAAACUGAUGGCGAUGAUGUGUAUGCUCAUCGGCAGACGAAACCCUUGUCACCACAUCAAACAUGUUUGAAGACCUCCACAUUUUCGGCAUUGACCGCUGGCUGCUCAGCGGUAUUAUGCGUGCUAACAGUAACCCUUUUCAUUGCCUGUUCGAGACUAAAACGUCGCAAGGAGUCCUCACUGUACGACUCUUAUAUUGCACACAAAGGACAAAUCGAUUGAUGAACCCCAAAUUGGCCAAAUUUUGGUAUAGUUCUGAGCACAUUGUGUAUAUAGCGUAUGGCCCACGAAAUUCUGUUUUAGUUAGAGCUAAGUUUGCUGUAGUCUUUCCUUAGGUUCUGAGUGCUAGUUUUAAGUUUUGAUUUUGCCAACUGAUCGUGCGUGGACUGGAGUAAUAUCUCCUGCGAUUUCUAAAAAUUAAAGACCUUUUAAAA
Molecule: messenger RNA, 2654 nt
Organism: Drosophila mauritiana
Lineage: Eukaryota; Metazoa; Arthropoda; Insecta; Diptera; Drosophilidae
Exons: 9
Coding region: 634-2442 (602 amino acids)
Source: RefSeq, a predicted model, not a curated record